UUGAUUCAAGCUUGCUCAAUAUAUCAAUAACACUGCAUGGCUCUGUAUGCACGUUUACGGCCGGCGAGCUUCGAGGUCCACCUUUGAGUUUUGCUAACCGGUUCAACCCUGGGCUGCGGGGCCUCGCGGGGUGCGGCUGUCGGCGUUGCAGCCGCGCACCCAAGUAAUGACGCCUCCGCGCCGUCGCAGCGGGUCAGCAACCCGGGCUCGGGCCGUGUCAAUUGUGGAGUGACACCCAGCGCUUCAGGCCACGGCUCAGCACCAGCACCUGCGCUGCCCCAGCCAGAAUCCGGGCUGCGCAAUGAUACGCAACGUCCUGAAUCUGCCGCCAAGCCUCCUGGCGGCGGCUUCGGAGGAUUGUCUGGCGAUGCUGCUGCCAGCACCACUCACGCAGCGCCCAGCGCCGUUGGCGCUGCUGCCGACCCAGCAGCGGCCACACCAGCGGCAGGAGCAGCACCCGCGCCGGCCACAUCCACGCCAGAAGGAACUGCCAGCACCAGUGCCGGACGCGGGGGCUGUGAAGGAGGUGUGGCACUGCGCCGUGUCACUGGCCUUCCUGCAGCGCUUCGCCGCCGACACCGUACGGCCGGGCUGGACCACGUACGACAUCCUGCAGCGGGUGGUGCUGCCCGCCACGUCAGAGCGGAGGUGCCGGUACGUGGACACGCUGCCGGCGGCCGACAGCAGCACACUGACCUACUUUGUGAGCUAUGCCUGGUCCAUGCCCUUCACACUGCUGGUGGAGCUGCUGUCGCACCACCUGCACGCGGCAGACCCCAAGCAGGUGUACUGCUGGGUGGAUGUGCUGGCGAUCAACCAGAACCCGGGGCGGCAGCAGGCGCGAGACCUGGAGGACCUGGAGGAGGCGGUGCGGUUGGCGGCGGGCACCCUGGUCUGCCUGGACCCCGGCUGUGUUCCCUUCACGCGCAUCUGGUGCCUCUUCGAGUGGUGGACCACACUGCGGAUGCGCGGGCUGCGGCACCUGGUGUUCCUCGCCGAGCCCGACACGCGGCGGCGGCUGGCAGAUAUGUACCAGGGCAUCGACAUUCGCAAGGCUCAGGCGACAGUGGCGGCGGAUCGCGACCGGAUCCUGGACACCAUCGGGGAGCAGUUGGAUCUGGUCAACGCCCAACUGAAGCUGUUAUUUCUGUUGGAACCGUACGACACAGCCACUGCCGCGCUGGCGGCGCUGCCACCGGGUCGGCUGCUGGCGGUAGAUGGCGUAGGGGACUGGUGCCGAACCGCCAUUGACAACUGGUUGGCGUUGAGCGAGGGUGACGACGGGUACAGGGCGCUGUUGCUGGUGGGCCCGGCGGGCUGCGGCAAGAGCCACGCAGCCGCAGCCGCCCUGGCUGCUGCACUAGCGGCCGAGGAAGAGCAGGAGCAGCAACAACACCCCCAGCAGCCACAGCCACCGCCGCAGUCACAGCCUGCAAAGCUAGGGCCUGAACAACAGCCGCAGUACACGUCUUCUGGCCGCAAGGGGCGGCGGCGGCCGGUGGCUGCACACUUCUGCCGCGCGGGGGACGGAGCCAGCCAGGACGCGGGGGCAGCGCUGCGCAGUCUGGCGUUUCAGCUGGCGUGCGGGUCGGCACACGGAUCCAAGAGUGGCGUGGGCCUCGGGCCCUACCUGCGGACCAAGUACCUGGCCCUGAGCCGAGAUGCCAUCUCCAGCCUGCAAGCGGCAGGUGGCGGCAGCGCAGGCUCCGGCACCUCGUCCGUGGAGGCGACCUUCAAUCUGCUACUGGCGCACCCACUGGCGGCGCUGUGGCCGCCGCCACCAGACGAGGACGCGCCGCCGCCGCCGCGGUGGCUGAUGGCGCAGCAGGAGGCGGCGGCCGCUUCCGCGCCGCACGAGGUGUUACUCCUGGUGGACGGGGUGGAUGAGGCUGAGGCGCCCAGUGGCCAGAUGCACCACAACCGGUUGCUCCUGACCCUCCGCAACCUGGCGCCUCAGCUGCCGCCGCGCGUGCGGCUGCUCAUCACCACACGACCCCAGCCCCACCACAUCACUCGCAGCCUGGUGUACGCCUUGAAACCGCGGGUGGCGCUGGCGCCCGGCAGUAGCAGCAGCAGUGGCGCCGCCACCGGCAGUAGCAGCAGCGUGCCUAAUGGCGCUGGUUGCCCCAACCACCUCCUCGCAGCUCUACACCGCCUGCUGCGCCCGCCACCGCUCUCGCCCCUGCCACUGGCGCCGACAGCCUCCCCUCCUUCUGUGGCUGCCGCUGCAACCCCCUCUCCGCCUCCCUCUGCAGCUGCACCUGCGCCCUCUCCCGCCACCUGGCAGCAGCUCGCCGCGGCCUACGCCGCCAUCUUCUCUCGCGCUCUGGCCGCGCUGCCGCCUGCGUCGCGUGCGGGUGUGUGCGGCCUGCUGCAGCUGCUGCUGGCCUCGCCCGAGCCGCCCGCCCUCAGCGCGGUGGAGGGGCUGGGCCUGACGCCGCACCUGGCCAGCCUGCCCGGCGGCUGCCACACUGCGGCAGCAGCAACUCACGACGGCGAUGGCGGCGGUGGUGUGGAGGGGGCUGCUGGAGAGGGGGCUGGGGAGGGGGCCGGGGAGGGGGCUGCUGGAGAGGCGGCAGCGCUGUUCAGCACGGCGCGCGGUUACCGCCUGACGGUGAUGCACCGGUCCCUCCUGGACUGGCUUCGAGGCGACAUCGCCGCCGCCAGCGCUGACCCAGGCGCAGCCACUGCUGCUUCUGACGCCGCCGGCACUGCCGCCGCUUCCGCCGACGACCCCGCCGCCGCCUCCAUGGUGCUGGCGGCGGCGGGGCUUCGCCUGGACGUGGGUCAGGGGCACCGGCGGCUGGCGGAGUGGGUGUGUGGCGACCUGCGGGGAGCACGCCGAGCGCAGGUGUACAGCCUGCGGUACGGCAUCUACCACCUGACAUCAGCCGUGGAGGCGGACAUGCGCCGCCACCGGCAGCCGCUGCCAUACAGCAACAGCGGUGGCGGCGGCGGCAGUGCUGACAGCAGCAGCGGCAGCGGCGAUGGCGGCGGCGCCAAGCCGGAUCCGGACCUGGUACGGCAGCUGGACGAGGUAUUGUUGGAUCUUGGAUUCUGGCGGCAGGUGUACGGCAGCCGCCAGGGCGCGGGCGUGCUGCGCGACCUGUUGUCGCUGCCGGGGCUGGGCCUUACGACGGCGUCCACGGACGUGAUUCGGUGGAUUCAGCGCGAUCACCUGGCGCUGGAGCGGAAUCCGGAUCUGAUUCUGAACCUCGCCUUUGAGACGCCGUUUCCCUCGGCCACUCGCGCCGUGGCCGCCGCUGUGGCUGCUGCGAUGGCGGCCGAGAACAUAGCGCCGCCAGGCGGCGGCGGCGGCGGCGGCGGCGGCGGCGGGGCACUGCCGGCGAGUGCUUCUGCGACAGCCGCAGCAGGGCCGGCGGCAGCAACAGCAGGGGCGGCCAAAGCGGCGGGUGGAGCCGACUGGAGGGCCUUUACUUCUGCGGCAGCAACCAAGGCCGCAAUCGACACCGCGGCGGCCUUCGCCGAUGCAGCCGCGGCAGCCGCAGCUGCCACAGCUGCAGCAGCCGCAGCCGCAGCUCCGGCCUCCGGCUCUGCAGAAGCUGCUUCUGCUGCUGUUUGUACAGUAACCAGCGGCAGUAGCAGUGCAGCAGCGCCGGCAGUAGCAGAUGCACCAGGUAGUGCGCUGCCGGCAUCGCCGCUGCCGCCGCCGCCGCCGGUGUGGCCCAGCCCCUCCUGGCCGUGUGCGGUGGCGGCGCCCGUGUACCCGGCCUGGCCGGCUGCUCUGGCGGUGGUGACGGGUGGGGCGGGCGGUGUGUUCGGAGUGGACUUCUCGCCCGACGGCGCCACACUGGCCACUGUCAGCAACAAGGGCGUGGUGCUAAUUCACGACACACAGUCCGGCGAGCGCGUGUUGCGCAUGACGGGCCACGUGGACUACAUCCGGGGGGUGUCGUACCUGCAAGUGCCCGCCGCCGCCAACGCUACUGCCACCAUAACAAGUGGCAUUAACAGCAGUAGCAGCAGCAGUGGCAGUAUGGCGCUGCAGACGUGCCUGGUGACGUGCGGUGUGGACCGCACCGUGCGGGUGUGGGACGCCAUGACGGGGCAGCAGGUGGAGACGCUGCGGGUACAUGAGCGGCCCGUGGCCUUUGUGGCGGUGGCGGCGGCGGGCGCGGGCGCACACGCCGACGCCCCGGAGUGGGCCGGCUACUUCGCCACUGGAGACGAUUCGGGAGCGGUUUGCAUCUGGCGCGCUGUCGCAUCAAGCCCAGCACCAGCAGCUGAAGCAGUGGUGGGUGGGGCGCCUGGUGGUGGCGGCGGCGCCCCUGCUGCAGCAGCGCCUCCACACAUCACGCCGCUCCACACCUCCUGCUGCCACGAUGCCGCAGUGUUCGGCGGCUGUUUCUUCCUGCAGCAACACCAGCAGCAGCAGCAGCAGCAGUUGCCCCUGCCGUCCGUAGGGCCGCUGCCGCAGCAGCAGCAGUUGCCCCUGCCGUCCGUAGGGCCGCGGCCGCCGCCGCCGCAGCAGCAGCAGCUCAUGCUCGCCACGGGCGGCAAAGACGGCUGCGUGCGAGUUUGGGACGUCGCUACGGGUGCACAGGUUGCACAGCUGGUGCAGCCGUCAGAGCCACCGCCGCCGGCAGACGGCGUCACAGACGCCGCCGCGAUCGCCGCAGCCGCCGCACAACGCCAAGCCACAUCCAGCAGCCUGCCCCUGUCCAUGGCCAAGUGCGUUGCCGCCACUGCUGACGGAGCCCAGCUGCUGGUGGGGCUUCACGGCGGUGCGGUGGCGCACUGGCGGCGCGGCGGCGGCCCUGCUGCUGGCGACGCCGGCGUGGGUGCGGGCGGCGAGGUCAGUGGCAGCAGCAGCGAGGCCGCAGGACUGGGCCAGGGGCAUGUAGGAGCAGGGGCAGGGGCAGGGGCAGGGGCAGCUGAGCCGGUGGCGGUGGCGGGGAAUGGAGAGGCCGCGGGCCACACCGGCGCCGGCGGCUGGCGGCUGCUGCGUGUGAUGCAUGGCCACACGGAGAGCGUGACGUCCGUGGCUGUGUCAAGGGACGGCCGGACCGCUUUCAGUACCGCAUGCGACAAGACGGUGCGUGUGUGGGACCUGUCUGGCGGCGACGGCGGCCAGCAGCUGUCGCGGCUGGGCGGCCACUCCGACUACGUCUGGCGCUGCGUGCUCUCACCGGAUGGGCGCAAGCUGGCGUCAGCGUCCGCGGACGGCUCGGUUCGCAUCUGGGACGCCGGCAUCGCCGCCUCCGCAGCAUCCGCGCCGCAGCAGCACGACGACGCCGUGAUGCAGCUGGCAGUGGCCCCCACCAAUGCCUAUAUUGUCACCGCCUCCAGCGACAAAACCGUGGGCGUGUGGAGCCUGCCGGUGCCGCCCGCCACCCCGCCCCCGGCGGCAGAGGUGGAGCAGCCGCAGGCGGCGCCGGAGGCGGGUGCAGCAGCGCCGGCGGCGGCGGCCGCCGCUACGGCGGCUGGCGGCGACUGCACACUGGCAGCGCCGGUGGCGGCGGCCCCCGUGGUGCCGUACGGGCAGAUGAUGACAGUGCGAGGGCACACGGGCACGGUGUCGUGUGUGGCGGUGGCACCCUCGGACGAGGUCACGGUGGCGACUGGCUCGUACGACAAAACGAUCCGUGUUUUCAGAUUGGACAAGACGCACAUACCCGAGCUGGAGCUGACGCACACGGGCCACACCGGCUUCGUGACGGGUGUCGGGUUUGACACGUGGGGCACGCGGCUGGCAUCUACCGGUAAUGAUGGGGCGCUGGCGGUGUGGGACGUGGAGGCAUGGCAGCAGCACUACUGGGAGGCGCUCUCUGCCGUGCAGGAAGAAGGCGGUGGCGAGGGUGGUGAGGCUGCCGCAGCCAGUGGGGGCGCGGUGGCGGCGGCGGCCAAGGCACUGCAGCAGUCAUCACCGGACUGGAUGAGUCCCAUGAAGGUGGAGAGGGCGCCGGCGGUGAGCACCAGCUGGCACCUGGCCUGGUCGCCCACCAGUUACUUCGUGGCGGUGGCGCACGGCAGUAACACCAUUGGGGUCUACUCUGGCAUUCAGGACCGCUCCGAACCCCCCGACUCCCUGCUUCUGGUCGGCUACCGGCCUCACGAUGCCGACGGCCAGGAGCUGACCAACGGCCACUGCUACGGCGUGGGCUGGGCGCCGCACGGCAACUGGCUGGCGGGCGGCUACAGCGGCCACCUCGGUGGGGUGGCGCGCGUGUGGGACAUCACGCAGGGCACAAUGGUUGCGGAGAUCCCGGCGCACGAGAAGGACGUGUGGGCGGUGGCCUUCGACCCGCAUGACUCCCACCUGCUGGCCACAUGCAGCUACGACGGCGCCGCCGCCAUCUGGAGGCUAAAUGACCUCCGGGUGCCGCCGCGGCGAGUGGCUGCGCUGCGUGGCGGCGGCCCGCAUCUGCGCAGCCUCGCGUUCGUUACCCGACCGUGGCAGCCGUGCUGGAGUGGGGCUGUGGCUGCUGCUGGUGAUGGGAUCGGGGCGGGCGCUGCGGCUGCAGCGGCGGUGUCUGCUGCAGCCCCAGGACUGGGGUCAGAGGAGGGACUGGCAGAUGACGUGGCUGGUGUGAGUGCGGGCAGGGACACUGCGGGCGCAGCAGUCGCUGAAGCUGCGGGCGGUGGCGGUGGUGGUCACAGCGGCGGCGCCAGCGGCGGCCCCAGCGCCGGCGGCGAUGCGGGCAGGAUGCGGCGGUGGCUGUUGACGGCGGGCCGAGAUGCGACGGUGCGUGUGUGGGACGUGGAUGAAGCGAUGCGCAGCGGUGAGAGCGCCUACAUGUGCCCCUGGGCCCUGGCCACGGAUCGAUAGCACCGGGAGGAGCGCGAGGACGAGCGCAGGGUGAGGGCUGGGGCGCCUGUGAAUCGGCGAAUGAAAGGGCGCUUCAUAGCGUUCAUCACGUAUUGCAAGAGGGGCUAGCGCGGCGCCAGGGGUUACUGGGGCGGGCCAGGCGCAAAGCAAAACGGGGCGGAUCCGGACUGCUGAGAAGAAGGGACUGCCGAUGCAACUGUGAACAUUUCAGUUGAAUCUUUAGAGCAUUGGUUAGGGUAUCGCCUUGAUACAUGGAUCUACCUGAGGUGUGCGUGCAGCCUUCGGGCGAAACGCAGACCGACGAAACCCGUGGUCGGCCUGGGUUCGGACCUGUUGCUUGGGCCCCCGAGCGCAAUACGUGCAUCAAUAAGUAUACACUCAUUCUACCUGUUGCCUUCACACCGGUGCUCGGGGGCGUCGCCCAUUUUUUCUUCAUCAUGGCAUUCUCGCGCAUGAGCCCGUAGCACAAACAAUCUGAUAAUUGUUAAGUAUGUACUUGCUCUGUCUCUACAUAGACAACGA
This is a messenger RNA of Chlamydomonas reinhardtii, 7312 nucleotides long. RefSeq lists its product as uncharacterized. NCBI's taxonomy places the organism in Eukaryota, Viridiplantae, Chlorophyta, Chlorophyceae, Chlamydomonadales, Chlamydomonadaceae. Gene Ontology annotation, molecular function: protein binding. The coding region runs from base 302 to 6790 and encodes 2162 amino acids. The record is from RefSeq and is a predicted model, not a curated record. The transcript is spliced from 27 exons.